Molecule: messenger RNA, 1680 nt
Organism: Plasmodium relictum
Lineage: Eukaryota; Apicomplexa; Aconoidasida; Haemosporida; Plasmodiidae
Product: conserved Plasmodium protein, unknown function
Exons: 2
Coding region: 1-1680 (559 amino acids)
Source: RefSeq, a predicted model, not a curated record
AUGGAUGAAGAAAAUGAAGUAGUAACAUUUUUGCUAAACGUAGGUAAAAAAAUUAAUAAAAGUUCAGAACAGUUAAAACCUUUUAUUAAAAAAAUAGUGGAUGAUAACUGGCUUGAUUCAUUAGAUAGUUUAAAAAAUUUAAGUGAAGAUGAAUGGAAUAAAUUAAACUUACCCAUAAGAUUAUUAGACGAAAUUAAAAAGGAAUUAACUAUAAAAGAAAAAGAAAAUAAUACUAAAAAUAAUGAGUUAAAUGGUUUAAAUUGCACAAAUAAAUAUAAAUGUAAAAAAGGAUCAAUGGAAAUAUGUGAAGAAGAGAAAACAAACAAUUUUAAUUUGAAUAAAAAAAUUAAAAAGAAUAAAAUUGAUGAUAAUGAAAAAAAUACUAUUGAUAUAAACAGUUAUAACAUGAGAAAUUUUAAUAGUUUAAUUAAUAAGCAUUCAGAAAUAAAAAAAUAUAUAUGUAAUCUAAGUAAGGAUGAAAAAAAUAAAAAUAAUGAAUUAAGAAAUGCUGAAAUAACAAAUUUAGAAAAUAAAAGAUUAUUAAAAAAUUCUGUAAUCAAAUUUAAUAAAGAAAAGUAUGAGCAAUUGAUUAGUAAGAAUAUUAAAGAUAUUCAAAAAGAAGACAUUUUUUAUUUAUCACAUGAUAGUACCAAUAGUGAAACCUGUUGUUAUUCAAAGGGUGAAAAAAUGAAAACAAUUAAUAGCGUUAACGAAACCGAAAAUUUAAAAAAAAUUGAAGUAAAUGAUUUUAAAAUUAUAAUUCCAUUAUUGUGUAAAAUUGUUAAAAAUAUAUUAAUAAAUCCAAAUAUAUUAAAAACAAGAAUUUUAAAAUCAACUAAUGAUAUUAUGAAAAAUAAAAUUUUGAAAUAUGAUGAAGCUAAAAAUUUUCUAUUUUCUAUUGGCUUUGUUCAAAAGGCUUCUUAUUUUGUUAUGGAAAAAGUUGAUACUUUUUUAUUAUUAUGUAUUUAUGAUAAUUUAAAAAAUUUAGCUAAAGAUUCAAUAAAAAUCAAUACUAAUCUCCAAACAAAUUUUGACCCUUUUAAAUCUAGCAUUGUAUGUAUAGACACUUUAAAAAAAAAUAAAUUAAAAGCAGAUAAUGAAAUAGAUGAAAUUUUAAAAAAAAAAAAAGAAAAAGUUGAAAAAUUAAUGAAUCAAUCAAUUGAAUUGAAUCCAAAAAUAUACUUAUAUCAACAAAAUGUGAAUGAACAUAAAAAUAAUAACAUAAAUUUUGAAUCCUCUGAUACGGAUAAAGAUGAAAGUAAGGAAGAUUAUUCUCACCUUAUAUCAAAUAUUAAAAAUUUAUAUAAGGAGCAAACCUUUCAAUCAAAAACUAAAUUAGAAUUACAGAAAAUUUCUAAUAGAAAAGUUUAUGUUAAAACUGUUUUAAAAAUAUUAUUUCCUGAUUUUUAUGUAUUAGAAAUGUCCUUUUCUUCAGGAACAUUAAUAAAAGAAGUAAAUGAAUGUAUAAAAGAGUUUUUAAACGAUUCAAUUUCUUCAAGAGAGUGGUACAUAUAUGAAACUCCAGGGAUAUGCAAAUUUGAUCCUCAAAAAAAAUUGUCUGACUACAAUUUAAUCCCAUAUGCGUUUUUAAGAUUUAAAUUAGAUGAUAAAAAUAAUAAUUUAGUAAACACUUGUUUUUUAUCUGACAAAGCAAUUGCAAAAUAUUUUCAGUCUUCAUAA